GUGCAAAUUAUGGUGCGUUUGAAUUAUUACAUAAACUGAGAAAUGUUUAUCUUCCAGAUAUUUUGAAUGUCAACUCUCAGGGCCCUUCCAGACAUGCCCUAUAUCCAAGGAUCUGAUCUGUGGUUUUCUGCAUUAUCCUGGAUCAUAUGAAUCCCCACUGCCAGAUAAUCUGGGAUAAAAAGAAAACGUGGAAUCAGAUUCUGGGAUAUAGGGUCUGUCUGGAAGGGCCCUCAUAUCCCUCUAGCAUGGCUAGGGUUAAUGCAAGACAUCGGAUAAACUCAAAGGUUCCUGAUGUUAGCUGUUGAUUUGAAGUUAACAGUUAAAUAUAUAACGAUUUCAAAAGAUCCUACAUUUUUAUGUUACAACAUCUCCCCCCUCUAAAUAGAUAUAUAUAUGUAUACAAACACACACACCUAGAAACUAUAUGAAUAAGCUUACUGGUAAAUGAUGUUUUUCAGUCUCGAUACCAAUCUGAAUGAAGAAUUCAGGGAUUUGCAAACAAACUAACACAGGCUUUGGUCUCUCCUAAUUCUGGCUAAUAGCAUCAGUAUGGCAGCAGUCAGUUUGCUCAGUCUCCCGGUCAAAAGUGAGAGCAGAAGUGUUGAUGCAGACAUUUCCAUCUUAGCAGCAGCUGCCACUCUACCCAUCACCAUACUCACAUCUCUUUGGUUUCCACAUGAUGAUUAAGGGAGCAUCUGCCUCUUUUUUGGCCAACCUGGAGGUUUUUAAACAAAGGCUAGAUGGCCAUCUGUCAGGGGUAUGUUGAUUUUGCUUUUCCUGCAUGACAGGAGGUUGGACUAGAUGGCCCAUGUGGUCUCUUUCAACUCUAUGAGUCCAUGAGUCUAACCUUUUGCCCCUUGGAGAUGGGCUUCUAUAAUCCCACAUCGCUAUGGUAGUAGAGUACGUUGCUAAGACCUACAGUUAAGUGGUUGCUGUAGCAGCGACAAAGAGAUGAUAUAGUUGUUAUGCCUAUUUUGACUUGAGCUUUAUUCCCAUGGUAGCAGUAUUCUGCAUGACAGCUUUAAUGGUCAGGAAGACAGGAGGGGCCUGAAUUAGGUGGUACAGCAACAUGAUUUCCGUGGCAAUAUGGGGUUCAUUUUGAGAUUCCAGGAAGCUGCCUGUACAGACAGCAAAAAUGAGAGAGCGUCGUCAAGGAAUAAAGUAAAUAAAGUUAAUGGCGAGUCCAGAGGUGUAGAUGAAUCAAGAGGAAGUCGGUGGGUGGGAAAGAGACAUGCGCAACACUCCCAUGCGCUGUUACCUGGGAGGAAGGAAGUACUUUUUGUACUGGGAAGGGCCUAGUUGCUUUGCCUUCAACAAGAUGUAGAUCAACAAAAUGAAUCCUCACAGGAUGGAUCUGGCUUUUCAAUAUAUUAUCAAGAGAAGCAGAAAGUGAAGACAAAGCCUGAUAGCGCAUUUGGGAGAGGGAGAAAUCCAGAAACCAAAGGUAAAGCAAAAGGACAUUCUGUCACGUGGCAACCAACUUCAAAAGAAGAGGAAACAACCUUAUACAUGAAAUAAACAAUAUAAGAAAGUGGAAUAUCCUCCACAGUGACAGGAAGGGCAGCCCAUUCAGCUAAGGACAAGCAAGACGUCUUAGCAAGAAAAGGGGCUGUGGGAGGGGGGGAGGCAAAUUUGGCAUUCUGCAUCUUUUAAUUUUAUCAGAGACUGAUUUGAGAGCUACCUCUUGUUGCUGUCAGCUGCUCCAAUGCUGGAUCACAGAGCUAGGAUGGACAGCUCCAAGAAGGAGAAGGUGGAACAAAUCUUGUCAGAAUUCCAGCUACGAGAAGAGGAUCUGAAAAAGGUGAUGCGCCGGAUGCAAAAGGAAAUGGACCGAGGGCUAAAGCUAGAGACUCACCAAGAAGCCUCUGUAAAGAUGCUGCCCACUUACGUGCGCUCUACUCCUGAGGGAUCAGAGGUUGGAGAUUUUCUAUCUUUGGAUCUUGGGGGAACCAAUUUUCGAGUUAUGCUGGUAAAAGUGGGCGAAGGUGAAGAAGGACAGUGGACUGUGAAGACAAAGCACCAGAUGUAUUCAAUCCCAGAAGAUGCCAUGACAGGAACAGCUGAAAUGCUCUUCGAUUAUAUCUCAGAAUGCAUCUCUGACUUCUUAGACAAACAUCAGAUGAAACACAAAAAGCUACCUCUGGGUUUCACAUUUUCCUUCCCUGUACGGCAUGAAGACAUUGACAAGGGGAUCCUACUGAACUGGACUAAAGGUUUCAAAGCAUCAGGCGCAGAAGGGAACAAUGUUGUGGGGCUUCUGAGAGAUGCUAUUAAACGGCGAGGGGACUUUGAGAUGGAUGUGGUUGCAAUGGUCAAUGACACAGUGGCAACAAUGAUAUCCUGCUACUAUGAGGAUCACCGAUGUGAAGUUGGCAUGAUAGUGGGCACAGGUUGCAAUGCUUGUUACAUGGAGGAGAUGCAGAAUGUUGAGCUGGUGGAAGGGAAUGAAGGUCGAAUGUGUGUCAACACUGAAUGGGGAGCCUUUGGGGCAUCCGGAGAACUGGAUGAGUUCCUCUUGGAGUAUGAUCAUGUGGUGGAUGAGACCUCGCUUAACCCCGGUCAGCAGCUGUAUGAGAAGAUUAUAGGAGGGAAGUACAUGGGUGAAAUUGCACGACUAGUUCUGCUAAAACUUGUUAAUGAAAAUUUGCUCUUCAAUGGAGAAGCUUCAGAGAAGCUGAAAACCAGAGGGUCAUUUGAAACACGUUUAAUUUCCCAAGUUGAAAGUGAUCCUGGUGACCGUAAGCAGAUCUACAACAUUCUGACAUCCUUUGGGCUUUUGCCCUCAGCAACAGACUGUGACAUUGUUCGUAUGGUAUGUGAGAGAGUUUCAACACGGGCUGCACAGAUGUGUUCAGCAGGGCUGGCUGGUGUCAUCAACCGGAUGAGAGACAGCAGAAGUGAGGAGACACUAAAGAUCACUGUAGGCGUGGAUGGUUCAGUCUACAAGCUCCAUCCCAGCUUCAAAGACCGAUUCCAUACAACAGUCCGACAACUGACACCAGGCUGCGACAUCACAUUCCUGCAGUCGGAGGAAGGCAGUGGCAGAGGGGCCGCUCUCAUCUCUGCAGUAGCAUGCAAAAUGGCCUGCAUGAUCAGCCAGUGAACUGGCACUGGCCACGGACCAUGGGAAGAAAAGCGCCUGCCUGGGACACGUCUCUUCUGUCCAGGGGCCUGACUGAGUUGUUUUAGAGGGUGCCAAGGAGCUCAACCAAUGGAAGGAAGGUUUUCCUGGGGAGGGGGGACACAGGGGAUGGGGGAAGGGAGUAACACUGGGUUUCUCCUAACCUCUACUAGUAGAACAUAAAAUAAGCAUUCAAAACCACAGCCUUUCUGUCCUUAAAACCUUCUCCACUACAGCAGAGUCUGUGGGGGCUUCAGUUUAUGCAAUAAACAGUUUUGCGUAGUUCAUUGUGGAUGCAACAGUGUGGGAGAGCUGGACAUUGAAUAAAUGAUGUAUGAGGUUUUUUUUUCCUUUUAUGGUAAGCUGAAGAAGAGGAAUCUGGGCAAAAUGACUGGCACAAAGUGCUGUUUUCCACCAGGUGGUACCAUCAGGGUGUGAUUUAAGGGCAGGAGUUAAGAAUGUGGGCCUCUUGUCCAAUCCUGCUAUCUGGCUUACCACAUUUCAGGGACUGAGGCAAUACAUAUUAUUAUCAGAAGAGAGGGGGCAUAAGAAGUAUUAUUAUGCUAGAACAGGCAUGGGCAAACUUUGGCCCUCCAGGUGUUUUGGACUUCAACUUCCACAAUUCCCAACAGCUGGUAAGCUGGUUGGGAUUUCUGGGAGUUGAAGCCCAAAACACUUGGAGGGCCAAAGUUUGCCCAUGCCUGUGCUAGAAUCUAGUUUUAAGUAACUGCAUGGUUUCUUUUUAUGCAAAUCAGAGACAGAGGGAAAUAUGAUGCCUUCAUUAGCUGGUUGUGAAAAUAGAGUGAAAAUUAAGCAGAGAAGAAAAUAAUGACAUGACAUUCAUCUGGUUUUUAAGACACUGGCAUGAAUGCAUCUUUGUCCGCUGCAGGUCAAAUCAUUAUGUGCACAAGUGGAAGUUAAGGCUGUAUAUGAAAGGUCAGAGAUCUUAAACUGCACACUACAUAUGUUAAUUAGUGUGUAGUUUCUCAAUGAGGGUUGAUACAGAUGUACACUGUGCUUUAUACAUAGUUACACACAAUUCAGGUUUUAACCUAUUUGAGUCAUGCCUUGGUUUAGCCCUCUGACAAAUUCCAUCCCAACCUCUCUGAUCCUGAUUCCUGGCCAUGCAUUUAUUUGACUCAGACACUCUCUCUUCCUGCUGCCAUAAGAUUGUUUAUUUCCUUCUAAUUCCGCCCUUUUAUCUCUCUCCUGAUAUCCUGUUCAUGGAUCCAGGGACCCUUUUGUAUUAAAAAUAAUAAGAAUAAAAAAAAUGGCAAAACUCAA
Messenger RNA from Anolis carolinensis (green anole), 4405 nucleotides. RefSeq names its product glucokinase (gene gck). The record is from RefSeq and is a predicted model, not a curated record. Bases 1706 to 3103 code for a protein of 465 amino acids. Lineage: Eukaryota; Metazoa; Chordata; Lepidosauria; Squamata; Anolidae. Gene Ontology annotation, cellular component: mitochondrion; cytosol. The transcript is spliced from 10 exons. Gene Ontology annotation, molecular function: D-glucose binding; ATP binding; fructokinase activity. Gene Ontology annotation, biological process: intracellular glucose homeostasis; glucose metabolic process; carbohydrate phosphorylation.